Molecule: messenger RNA, 489 nt
Organism: Serpula lacrymans var. lacrymans S7.9
Lineage: Eukaryota; Fungi; Basidiomycota; Agaricomycetes; Boletales; Serpulaceae
Exons: 2
Coding region: 77-310 (77 amino acids)
Source: RefSeq, a predicted model, not a curated record
AAGACUUGGCUAUGUCAAAUAAACGAAGAACUUAUGGAACAAGCUGAAAAUACUGGUAUCAAGGUUGAUCUCGUUGAUGACACCACAGAUGAAGGUGUACGCGCAGGGCUGCGACUGGCAUGAAAAAUUCCUCCGUUACCAAGCGCAUCCUAAGCCACCGAAGCACUCGAAGAAAAGCAAAGGUACGACUAAUAUUAAAGGCUUACCUCCCGCAAAAAAGUCGAAGGGGCGAUCUGGACGUACGGCCAUCAAAUAUUCUGAUACAUCUGAUUCGGAUACCAAAGACGAGUUCGAUUCUGAAGACGAAUAAUUCCCGUAGGUAUGCGAGCAAGUACCUCGGAUUUAAUUCGCUGGAAGGUAUAAGAGCCCCAGGACGCCCACUCGUGGUAUUUUCAAGGAGCCAUAAGCUGCGAAUUGUGUCGCUGUCAAAGUUGUCGCUGGCGACUCUGGAUUUAGAACCUUUCACCAUACCAAUAUUUGCUCCUACUU